Emericellopsis atlantica is the source of this 2207-nucleotide messenger RNA. RefSeq lists its product as uncharacterized. Bases 307 to 2073 code for a protein of 588 amino acids. The transcript is spliced from 2 exons. Lineage: Eukaryota; Fungi; Ascomycota; Sordariomycetes; Hypocreales; Bionectriaceae. Gene Ontology annotation, molecular function: protein binding. The record is from RefSeq and is a predicted model, not a curated record.
ACUGUGGACCGACGGUGCCCGAUUGGUGCCCGCUCUCGAUGAGUGGCCUUAAGAUACCACAGUGUUAUCUUGCAUGAGCAGUGAGUCAGUGACCUGGAGCAGGAGGUACAUGUAUGCAGCCUACUGCAACGUGACCGCAUCACCAACGUGAUACCAACCCGCAGGCACAUCUAGCCGCCGUCGCCAUCCGACAGAGUCUCCCGCCGAUAUGACCGGUGGCCUCGUGAUCCUCUUGCAGCUCGUGGUUACGGUAAUGAAAUCAGCACGAGACGUGUCAUUUGUCCAAAUAAACCUCAUUUCCCAGACAUGAUGCAAGACAGUACAAUCGGACGGAUACAGCUUCUGGAGCGCCAAGUUGCGACAGCUGGCAGUGACACUACGCUGGCGACGGAAUGUCUCGAGUGCCUGCUGAAGCCUGAGUACGGGGACCUUGGACGUAUAAGCAGGUUGCUGGGGAAGACCACUGGUUCCGGCGAUCCAGUAUCUCAAAGCCCAGACACCGACACCGACUUCUAUCACUACGCCGCGAAGCACUGGAUUAUACACCUUGUCGCAAUUCCGCUUCCUUCAGCAAGACUUGUGGAGCUGACAGUCAGAUUCCUGACUUCGGUACAAUUCUGCUAUUGGGCUGAAUUUUCAGUCAAGGAUCCUGGCGAUAUCCAAGCAAUCCGGUCCGCGGACUAUGAUCUUCGCAGGUGGUCUAAGUCUCUGCCCGACAGUCUAUCAGGCCAGUUGAAGGUGGAAGAAUAUUUCGAGACGCCUUACACUACCCUUCACGCUCAGUAUACAAACUACGAAGACGAUGAACUUCCACAAUGGUUGACCUUGAUGAGACUGGGUGCCUACUACUUUGACCAAGGCAGUACCUCCAAAAUGGGAGAUGUAAGGACGCGAGCCGCUAAUGGCUUGGCUCAGCUUCUCGGCAAAUGCAACCCUACGACACUGCAAGCUCGCGCCGACGCUGCAUAUGCGCCUUUGCUUAAAGGUGAUGCGCUGAAAGCCCACGACAUAUACGUCCACGUUGCGCAAGACCAGCAGAGCUUUUCGAAAGGAGGCUCCAGGCUCAGCUAUUAUAAGACUCUUGUGUCUCAAGGACAAGCCGAAUAUUUGAUGAGUAAGUAUACUUCGGCUCUGGCGACUUUAUCCCGGUCUUCUUCUUGGUUCUUGCAGGAGAAGGGAGAUAAGAGUAAUUACUAUUUGACAGCACAUCUCUGGCAGUCCUUAGUCGUAUCAGCGAAAAACGGACUAGAAGAAGCUAUUAAAUCGCUAGAAGAGAUUCGAGAAAAGCGGGAACAGCGGUAUGGCAGACUCGACGGUUUCGCAAACACAGUCCGCAUUAUCCUUGGAGACCUCUACCGCCGGGCCGGGUCUUACGAUCAGUCUAUACGUAAUGCUGAGUCUGGCCUACAUUUCCGAGAGCAAGUGCGUCCAUUUUCGCAUCUUGCUGUCAUUGACGCGGCUUUGCGGCUGGUCAUCGUAUAUCGGCACUUUGGGCUCGCUGAUCGCGCCCUGAAGCUUCUGGUCAAGGUGAACGACGAAGGCGAGAUCAAUCAAGGCGACAAAUUUGUCCAGCUUUGUCAGGUUAGGCAUCUACACAGUCUGCUUCUCUAUGAGGGGCGUGAGGUCAGCAAGGCUAUUGCUCAGCUUUACGACUUCGUCACGUGUCUUGAUCCUCGCCAGACCAACAGAGCAAUUCUAUGGGCGUUGUUGGACUUGGCGCUCAUGAUGCGCCAUAGGAACGCGCCCGGCGAUGCUGAACUAGCACACUUGUUGUUUGGUGGUCUGGUGAUUCCUCAGGUCGACGAUGACGACGACCGUGAGCGGGAUUCGGACCGUGUUUUGAAAUUGGCGGAAAAAGCCCUGCUCACCUUUCGACGCGAGUCUUUGGAGGAGGCUGAAAGGCUGUUACAUGAAGAGGGCAUGACUUGGAGUAGACCCGAAUUUCUGUGGCUGCCUCUGGGAAUGCCUGCAGCUGAUACAACUUGGAUAGCAGAACCUGGAAUGAAUGACUCAACUCAAAGGCACAAAUUUGAGGUUGCCGUGGGACGGAAGGAGAGGCCCCAGAUGCCAUGACACGGUGGUACUUGAGGGAAGUCUGGCAGUUGAAUAGAGCACUCCACAAGGUCUAUCGGGGCGAGAAGGCAGUCUAUACACUCCAGUAGUACGUUGGACAAGGAUUGAAUCCUACCUCACGAAGCUGACUAAAG